AUGACCUCGAUUGUCGACUCGCCUCCCGGGAUGCAGAGCAAUGCUUCGACAGUCUUCUCUGACCCGACGACCUUCUCAGUGAAAUUUGCUGAACCCAUUGGAGCAGCGGUUGACGUUGAGCCCCUUCCAGAUUGUAUUCCGCCGGACCAUCUUCAUCGAACACUUGUCCUUUGCUUUGACGGCACUGGCGACCAAUUCGAUUCUGAUAACUCGAACGUCGUCGAGUUUUUUAGCAUGUUGAAAAAAGAAGACCCUUCUCGUCAGCUGGUCUACUACCAGGCGGGCAUUGGGACGUAUACGACUCCAGAAAUAGCGACGCCCACGUUUGCCAAAUUCAGCAAGUUGAUGGAUGAGAUGAUUGCGUGGAACCUUGACGCACAUAUCAUGGGAGGGUACGAGUUCCUCAUGCAAAAUUAUCGAGCGAACGACAAAAUCUGCAUCUUCGGUUUUUCUCGGGGUGCCUACACCGCACGAUGCUUGGCUGGCAUGAUCCAUAAAGUUGGCCUCCUACCGACAUGCAACCAUCAGCAAGUUCCGUUCGCCUACAAGAUGUACACCCAAGCAGACGAGGAAGGAUGGAAGCAAUCAAAUGCCUUCAAGAAAACCUUCUCUAUCGACGUUGACAUCGAAUUUGUGGGAGUCUGGGACACUGUCAAUUCCGUCGGCCUGUUUCCACGGCGCUUGCCAUUCACGACCUCGAACAUGGUCGUGCACACAUUUAGGCACGCCGUGUCGUUGGAUGAGCGUCGCGCGAAGUUCAAAGCCAAUCUCUGGAAUUGCCCUGACCACCACGAGCAGAUGCUCAGCAUCAGCGAUCAGAAGGCCAAGCAUCACCUCGAUGAACACGCCGCAGGAGCUGCGAAUAAGAAGCGUAAGACGCCUCACCUCCAUGCACUCGAGCGGAGGUACAGCCAAGAUCGCAAUAUCGAGACGGACGUUGAAGAGGUCUGGUUCUCCGGGUGUCAUUGUGAUGUUGGUGGAGGCUCUGUUGAGAAUGGUGCCAAGCCCUGUCUGGCUCGCAUUCCUCUUCGUUGGAUGGUUCGCGAAUGCUUCAAGACCAAAAGCGGCAUUCUUUUCCACACCGACGGUCUGAGGGCGAUAGGACUCGAUCCCGCCUCCUUGUAUCCGGAGGUGCUCAAGCGGCUGCCUGCCGUCGAGCUCGACACCGCCACACCAGAGACUUCUCUUAUCCAGUCCAUCCCGAAAGGCCCUCGUCCUCCAGUUCAUGAUUCGACCGCAGCAACAUCCUCAAAGGCACCGGUUGAGUCGGAGGAAGUCGCCGAUCUCAAAGACGCGUUGGCACCAAUAUACGACCAGCUCAGCAUGCACUGGUUUUGGUGGCUCCUCGAGUUGCUCCCAUUGAAACAUCGGCGCCAGGAGCACAACCAUAGCUGGACGUGGUGGUUUGGCUGGAAUCUGGGUCAAGGAAGGCACAUUCCGCAUCACCAGCAGCGACACUUGAAGGUGCAUCGGAGCGUCAAGACGAGAAUGACUGCGGAGGAUGCUCAUGGCCAGAAGUAUACGCCCAAGGCUUUUCGUGACUUUGAGGAGGUUAAAUUGGAGGAUAUAACUUGGGUUGAUUGA
This is a messenger RNA of Cyclocybe aegerita, 1584 nucleotides long. NCBI's taxonomy places the organism in Eukaryota, Fungi, Basidiomycota, Agaricomycetes, Agaricales, Hemipholiotaceae. The record is from the annotation of a GenBank genome assembly.